GGUUCAUUUUUGUUAAUCGUGCAGCCGUCUGCAACAACUACAAAGAAACUCCGUUUAUCUGGAUAUCUGAUAGUAUCCAUCAAGAAAAAUAAUGGUGAAUCUGCGACAACUAACAAAGGAACUCUAUUUAUUUAAAACUUCAAAUUCUUCUUCUUCUUCUUCGCUAUUAAAUUUUUUAUCUUCAGCAGUCAAUGGUUGUCCUUGGUCUUUCACUCAAUCCCGCGGCGCUAGAGUCACUGCCAUUCACUUAAGACCUGGCAAUGUGAUUGAAACUAAAGGAAAAGUUUACCAGGUGGUGGAUGUGGAGCACAAGCAGCGAGGAAGAGGAGGAGCAUCUAUGCAGGUGGAGCUUCGCAACAUAGACAAUGGAAACAAACAAAGCUUACGUUUUAAUACUGAGGAGGCUAUUGAAAGGGUGUUUGUCGAAGAAAGGUCAUUUACAUUUCUGUAUGAAGAACAGGGAAAAGUAUUUCUAAUGGACCCUGAAAAAUUUGAGCAACUUGAAGUGCCGGCAGAGUUGUUUGGCAAGGCUGCCCCAUAUCUAAAAGAUGAAAUGCGAGUUAAAUUGCAGUUAUAUGAUGAAAAGCCUUUGUCUGGAUCAAUUCCAAAACAAGUGACAUGCACUAUAAAGGAGACACAAGCACCUAUGAAAGGGCUUACAGCUACACCAAGGUAUAAAAAGGCUCUAUUGGACAAUAAUCUCACUAUUCAAGUACCAGCAUAUCUAGAUGUUGGUGAAGCAAUCAUUGUUGAUACAAAUGAGGACUCCUAUAUUACCAGGGCCAACAAAUAAAUGUACCAACUUCAUUUAUAGUGUAAAAGAGUAGAAGUUACAAAGUUUUGUUAUGGAAUUGGAAUGAUGGUUGCGAGACAGGGUUCAAGUUCGGGAAUUCUUGAGGUUGUGGCUUAUGUUCUUAAGAAAUCUUUAACUAUCGAUCCUGCAAGGAAUAAUCGUUCUUGAUUACAGCUACUGUUUUGAGAUUUUGGUUAUCGAUUACAGAAACUGUUUCGAAAUUGUGAUUGCAUAAACUGCAUUUUAUUAGCUUUCUGUUGCUCUAAAUCUGAGCAUGUGACGUUGAUAUUUGAAUCCGAAUUGAACUUAAAAAGCUUAAAGACUAAAA
Messenger RNA from Mercurialis annua (annual mercury), 1121 nucleotides. RefSeq lists its product as uncharacterized. The transcript is spliced from 11 exons. The record is from RefSeq and is a predicted model, not a curated record. The coding region runs from base 92 to 793 and encodes 233 amino acids. Gene Ontology annotation, biological process: peptide biosynthetic process; translational elongation. Gene Ontology annotation, cellular component: cytoplasm. NCBI's taxonomy places the organism in Eukaryota, Viridiplantae, Streptophyta, Magnoliopsida, Malpighiales, Euphorbiaceae. Gene Ontology annotation, molecular function: translation elongation factor activity.